Molecule: messenger RNA, 404 nt
Organism: Helicoverpa zea (corn earworm)
Lineage: Eukaryota; Metazoa; Arthropoda; Insecta; Lepidoptera; Noctuidae
Exons: 2
Coding region: 1-279 (92 amino acids)
Biological process (GO): sensory perception of taste
Cellular component (GO): membrane
Source: RefSeq, a predicted model, not a curated record
AUGAAGUACAUAGUACCGUUACUGCCCGCGCUGCUAGCGGAGAUGGUGAACAGUGAAAUAGACAAAAUGAAACUAUGCAUCGUAAAGCAGUUGCUCGUGUGCCAUGGAGAAAAUACCCGUGACGCUAUAGAAGACGCCAUGAUGUAUUUUCAACAAAACCCUUUCAAGUACACAAUAUGGCGACUGUUCACGUUAGACAUGACGCUGAUACUGAGCACCAUCGGUCUCCUCACCACCUAUACAGUGGCUAUAGUGCAGUUUACACAUUUCUUUGACUAAUUGAUUAUACAUAUUUGAUAUAUUAUUUUAUUUGAUGUUUGUGAGCCGCACAAGAAAAAAUACAUUUAUGUAAUUUUAGUGGGUGUUUCUUAGUAAAUAUGGACGAUAAACUUUGCUCUACCAAA